Molecule: messenger RNA, 804 nt
Organism: Hipposideros armiger (great roundleaf bat)
Lineage: Eukaryota; Metazoa; Chordata; Mammalia; Chiroptera; Hipposideridae
Gene: TMEM270
Product: transmembrane protein 270
Exons: 3
Coding region: 1-804 (267 amino acids)
Source: RefSeq, a predicted model, not a curated record
AUGGAGGCUGUCCCUCCGAUCAGAUCCAGCCUCUUGGGGAUCCUGCUGCUGGUGGUAAAGCUCUCAGUGCUGCUAGUCCGGAACCGGGUCCACCUCUACGAGGUUCUGCUUCUCAAGGUCAUGCUCUUCAACCACUGGCUGUCAGGGCUGCUCCAGGAGGCCCAGGGGUCCUGUGGCCAGCAGGCCCACUCAUCGCCCGGACUCGCAGCCUGCCCUGUGGGCUGGGUUCUACGGGCUGGGCUGGCACUGAUAGAGGUCCCUGUAUGGUUGGUGCUGAGGGUGCCCAGGCUAGCAUGGGCCGGCAUGCUGGGCUGUGCCCGAGCCUUGGUCCUGGCCCCGAUGCGGCUAGGUGUCUGGGAGUGGCUGGGCCUGUCUGUAGCCACCUGGAUGGACCUGCUUCUGUCAUGUCUGCACAGCCUGAUGCUGGCAGCCUUGUUGCUGCUGCUGCUGACAUGGAGGCUGUGCCGGAAGGCCCACCGUUACAGCCUGGGCUGGCUGCCAAGCAAGGCUCUACUGGACAGCCGUGUGGUGCUGGAGCUGCUGGCACCGCUGAAGCAUCUUUACUGGUGGGUGGAGAGCACGACAGCGCUCAUCUCCUGGCACCUGGCCUAUCUUGUCACUUGGAUCACCUGCCUUGCCUCGCACCUGCUGCAGGCUGCCUUUGAGCACACAGUCCAGCUGGCCCAGGCCAAGGAAGCUGAGCUGCAGGAGGCCUCAGGCCCUUGGUCUGAGUCCCUGCUCCUUGAGUCCUCUGCUCCUGAGGCUGGGCCAGUCCUGCCAGAGCAUGAAACCCCUGGAGAAUAA